AUGAUAACGAAGGCAAUAGAAGCUAGUGGAACAGUUACUAUUACAACUGUAAACCAGCAACUAUUUCGAACAAAGAUGGAUUUUAAUGAAUGUUUCAUUCAUCCAAAGUCAUUCUCUUUAGACCCUAACAUUUAUACAGAACUUGUAGAACAUUAUACAAACGAGGCUUUAUGUUUUCCUGUUAAAGUUAUGGAUUGGAUUCCUAUGGACGGUUCAUUCUCAAAGAAUACAGAUAGUUCAAGUGCAACAUUUACAGCAGCUUAUACGCCUAUUAAUGUUAAAAGUAUUUGGGCACUAUUUAGAAAGAAAGACAACUAUUAUGUUAAUUUUGAGAACCCUAAGUUUAAAUAUCUUCAGCUUUCCAUGGGAGCUUAUGGAAAUAUGCCUGCAGAACCUGAAAAAUCAUAUGGACCUGUAUUUUAUGAAAUGGUUGCGAACGCCUGCAAUACAAACAAUGAUAUGAUAGGAUUUAAUGAAGAUGUUAUGAGGUCAUUGGUGGAUGAUGGUAGUGUGGAACAUAAAUGGGAUAGCUAUGACAACACACAUUUCUUAUGUGGUUUUCCAACAGAAGUGGACUUUUGCUUCCAGCAAGGUCAAACAUCUACUGCUCCAAUAACAUACAAAUUGUCUGUUAAAGGACCUAUUGAACUAGCAACUGAAAAUGUACCAAAGCCACUUAUUGGAUUUAUGAGGGAUUGUUGCUUUGCCAUUCAGGUGCGUGCUAAUGGAAUCCCAAUAAUAAGAUUAGAUGACUAUAACUUAGCUACGGACGACAGUGAGGAAUAA
Molecule: messenger RNA, 786 nt
Organism: Trichomonas vaginalis G3
Lineage: Eukaryota; Parabasalia; Trichomonadida; Trichomonadidae
Exons: 1
Coding region: 1-786 (261 amino acids)
Source: RefSeq, a predicted model, not a curated record